Phyllostomus discolor (pale spear-nosed bat) is the source of this 4234-nucleotide messenger RNA. RefSeq names its product Rho GTPase activating protein 24 (gene ARHGAP24). Gene Ontology annotation, cellular component: focal adhesion. Gene Ontology annotation, biological process: negative regulation of ruffle assembly; signal transduction; wound healing, spreading of epidermal cells. The coding region runs from base 783 to 2753 and encodes 656 amino acids. Lineage: Eukaryota; Metazoa; Chordata; Mammalia; Chiroptera; Phyllostomidae. The record is from RefSeq and is a predicted model, not a curated record. The transcript has 7 exons. Gene Ontology annotation, molecular function: GTPase activator activity.
GCUCUUCAUUGAGAAAUGGGAGCAAACGCCGGAGGAGGGGAGAGAAGCUCCCUGCAGAUCCGCCUCCCCCAAGAUCCAAGGAGUCUCCAGGAAUAGGCACUCGACUCUUCUGACGUGGCGAUUGCCUCGGGAGCCCGGGAGUUUGAAGACAGAAGGGAAAAGGGAGGAGAAGCCUGCAGAGCAUCAAAGGAUGAGGGGUGCUAUAAAAGGAACAGGGGAGACCUUUGAAAAGAAUCUGUCAUGCACUGAAAAGCUUUCUGGAGAAGGUGCCAUUAUUCGCCUCCCCUGUUGCUCAGAUGAAAGGAGCCAGCAAGAACGGUCCUGAAGUAUUCCUCAGGGUCCUUUUUGUCAUUGUUCUUCUAUCCCCUUGUACAUGGCUAUUUGCUGACCUUUCCAGAAGAAUCUCAGUGCCCCCAGUUCCAGCUGAGAAGACAGUUCUUAAUAAAAAACAAAACAAAACAAUUCCUGCUGUUUGGGAGGUGCAGCUUGCUUGCUGCAGUUCUUUUUGCUGUGACAUUUUGGAAUGUCUGCAGAAACUUUAAAAAAUCCUUUAAAAACUCUAUGGAUUAGGCAAGAGAAAAGGAAUUUUUUUUUCCAAAGAGAAGUAAAUGAGAGAUGGUAACUUACCCCUGUUUCAGGACUUGGAUGAUAAAAACCUACGAGUCCUAGGAAUCAGCACUUCAAACCUAACAAAUAAACAAACAUGAGAAGGAGUGGCUGUGAGCUGUCGUGCAAAGGCAGGUCUUAAAGGAAGCCUGAAACUGUCAGAACUUUGGGCCUAUAUGAUGCCUGAAGACCGAAAUAUGGGGGGACGCCCCUCAGGUGCCUUAGCAUCAACUCCUUUCAUUCCCAAAACAACAUACAGAAGAAUCAAACGAUGUUUUAGUUUUCGGAAAGGCAUUUUUGGACAGAAACUGGAAGAUACUGUCCGUUAUGAGAAGAGAUACGGGAACCGUCUGGCUCCAAUGCUGGUGGAGCAGUGCGUGGACUUUAUCCGACAAAGGGGGCUGAAAGAAGAGGGUCUCUUCCGACUGCCAGGCCAGGCUAACCUGGUUAAGGAGCUACAGGAUGCCUUUGACUGUGGAGAGAAGCCAUCAUUUGACAGCAACACAGAUGUGCACACAGUGGCAUCACUCCUCAAACUAUACCUCCGAGAACUCCCAGAACCAGUCAUUCCCUACUCGAAGUACGAAGACUUUCUGUCAUGUGCCAAACUGCUCAGCAAAGAAGAGGAAGCAGGUGUUAAGGAAUUAGCAAAGCAGGUGAAGAGUUUGCCAGUGGUCAAUUAUAACCUCCUCAAGUAUAUCUGCAGAUUCUUGGAUGAAGUACAGUCCUAUUCCGGAGUUAACAAAAUGAGUGUGCAGAACUUGGCCACUGUCUUUGGCCCUAACAUUUUGCGCCCCAAAGUGGAAGAUCCUUUGACCAUCAUGGAGGGCACCGUGGUGGUCCAGCAAUUGAUGUCAGUGAUGAUUAGCAAACACGAUCACCUUUUCCCCAAAGACACAGAACUGCAGAGCAAGCCCCAAGAUGGAGUGAGCAACAACAAUGAAAUCCAGAAGAAAACCACCAUGGGUCAACUACAGAACAAGGAGAACAAUAAUACCAAGGACAGUCCUGUUAGGCGGUGUUCUUGGGAGAAGUCCGAGUCUCCCCAGAGGAGCAACGUAGAUAAUGGAUCCCCCACAGCUCUGUCAGGCAGCAAAACUAACAGCCCAAGGAACAGUGUCCACAAGCUGGAUGUCUCUAGGAGUCCCCCUCUUAUGGUCAAAAAGAACCCUGCCUUCAAUAAGGGCAGUGGGAUUGUCACCAAUGGGUCCUUCAGCAGCAGCAAUGCAGAAGGUCUUGAGAAAACCCAAACUACUCCCAACGGGAGCUUACAGGCCAGAAGGACCUCUUCACUGAAGGCGUCUGGUACCAAAAUGGGCACCCACAGUGUCCAGAACGGAACAAUGCGAAUGGGCAUUUUAAACACUGACUCGCUUGGGAACCCUGUGAAUGGUCGCAGCAUGACCUGGCUGCCCAAUGGCUAUGUGACCCUGAGAGACAACAAGCAGAAAGAGCAAACAGGGGAGUCCGGCCAGCACAACAGGCUUUCCACCUAUGAUAAUGUCCACCAGCAGUUCUCCAUGAUGAACCUCGACGACAAGCAGAGUGUUGACAGUGCCACCUGGUCCACCUCCUCCUGUGAAAUCUCCCUCCCUGAGAACUCCACCUCCUGUCGCUCCUCUACAACCACGUGUCCAGAGCAAGACUUUUACGGUGGGAACUUUGAGGACCCUGUUUUGGACGGGCCCCCACAAGACGAUGUUUCCCACCCUGGGGACUAUGAAAACAAAAGUGACCGGAGGAGCAUGGGAGGUCGAAGUAGUCGUGCCACCAGCAGCAGUGACAACAGUGAGACAUUUGUGGGCAACAACAGCAGCAACCACAGUGCCCUGCACAGUCUAGUGUCCAGCCUGAAACAGGAAAUGACCAAACAGAAGAUAGAGUAUGAGUCCAAGAUAAAGAGCUUGGAACAGAGAAACUUGACUUUGGAAACAGAAAUGAUGAGCCUCCACGAUGAACUGGAUCAGGAAAGGAAAAAGUUCACGAUGAUAGAAAUCAAAAUGCGAAAUGCAGAGCGUGCAAAAGAAGAUGCUGAGAAAAGAAAUGACAUGCUUCAGAAAGAAAUGGAGCAGUUUUUUUCCACGUUUGGGGAGCUGACAGUGGAACCCAGGAGAACCGAGAGAGGAAACACAAUAUGGAUUCAGUGAGCCAGCUUUCUCCCACUGUCUCUGGUGGGUCUGGGAAGGACUCUGGGGGCUCCUGUGGGAAUAUUACAUGUGAUCGGGUGGCUGGUCACCUGGCUGUACAGUGCUCUAACUGGUGAAGGGAUAUCAUUUACAGACAUUACCCAUCCAUAUCUGCAAUGUGUACCAAAGUUAUACCAUGCCCCAUAUGCUACUGUCAAGUGUUACAACUGGAUAUGUGUAUAUAGAGUAGUUUUUAAAAAGUGAACUAAAAAUGAGAAGCAUAUCUCAAGAAUUAUUUUAUUGCAAGUCUUGUAUUUAAAAUGUUAAAUCAAUAUGUUGUUGCAAUUUAGCUUGCUUUCAAGCUUCACCCCUUGCACUUAACAUAAGCUAUUUUUGGCAUUGUGUUAUCAUCAGCUUAUUUUAUAGAUCAAUAUUUUUAUUUCCUUUUUUUGCUGAGGAAAUGAAGAUAAGCAGAUAUAUGAAAAUAUAUAAAUAUAUAUAAGAUGAGUUAUUAAAAUCAGAAGAAUACUUUGUGGCUGUGCUGUUUGUGCCAAUAGACCUUACCAAUGACCAAAAAGAUAAAUGUAAAUAAUUUUAUAAACUACAAUAGUCUCACCAGGAACCUUUGAACUGCUCUUUAAGUUCUUCCCUAGAUACUGCUCAGUUUUCUUUGUGAGACGAUUUGACACAAGAAAGUUUGGACCCUGUAACAAAGUCCCUUUUCCAAGCCCCCUGGUCUGCCUUGCCAGUUCUCUGCAGGAUGAACCUCAAGGGGUGGAAAGUGACGAAGAAAAGCAUUUAACCAGUCAUGCCUUGAAUUACUCUGUCCUUCUGGACUGAGUCUGUAACUGCAGCCUGGUUACAUGAGAAAUUCAUCCUGCCAUGAGGAAGCUGGGAAGUAAUGCUUGUUCAGCCACUUGCUGCACACUCGUAAUGCCUGCCUUUGUGAGCACCUGCCUGCCUUCCACUCAGACCUCUCCCACCCCAGAUAUACUGCACUCUGGGAUGCCAAUAGUGAAACAGUAGUCCUGUGUCUCUCUUGGUUAAACCACUAGGUGUGUGCCAUAGACUGCCAUUUUUCUCUCAGGAUGACUGUUCCGUUGUCAUCUGUAAUUCUCUCAGAGUGACAGCGGGCAGAGGCUUUUUGCAGCAAGAGGGAAGUGAUGGAGGGAACAGGGCCAGAAGGAGGAGGAGACAGAAGAAACAAACUAACCAUUUUGCUUCUAAUUUUUACAGUAUUUUUCCUCCCUGUUGGAAACAUAGUCAUUCACAAUAAUUUUAAGAUGUGAAUGCUCAAAGGUCCAAUUUUGAUAAAUUGUAAACAUUAGUAAUGUUAACUUUCUAGAGAAGCUCAGGUUUCUCAGGAGCUAGAGUUCUGGGAGGUUUCUUUACACGUCAGUACAAUAAUGCUUUAAGGAGCUAAGCAAGUAAAUCUUUCUCACAUGAAAACAAAAAGUCAUUGAAGGCAUAAUUGGAAAUAAAUACGACUUGAGUGUAUGGAA